UCCUCGGGCCCAAUAAAUUAUAGACACGGUUCUCUGUCGGUAUCUCAAAUCUCAAGCAAAACAGUGACUACAGUAGUCGCUGAGCAAAAGUAAUACUAGAGAAAAUGGCGUAAGAGCAUUGACUACAGAUUAUACAUUUACAUAUAUAUCUCUUUUUCUAAAAAACUAUGGAUCAAAGCUUUCCUCAAGUUUUUGAGGAGAUUAUAACAUUCUGAAGAAUGUAGUAGUGUUUUGUGACGCAUUGUAGUAGUUUAUCGAAUCUCAACGUAAAAUGGAUUUCCCCUAAAAGCUUUUUGUAUCGGUUGCUACAAUCUGUGGUCGCAUGUUCUAAUAUUUAAUCUUCGGUGGUGAAUAUGCUACUUCUUCCUACCGUUUACCAUAUGUUGUGUCAAUAUUAGUCACAUGAUUACAUGGUCAAAAACUUACAUUGAAUCAUCUUGAUGUUAAUUAAUGCUUCCUCGGGAGAACAUAAUAAAAAUAAACUCCAUACCAAUGGCAGACAACGUGAGACUGGAAGAGGUUGUUAAUGUAAUUCCCACUUCUACAAUGCCUCAUAUGUCAAACAUUAAUGGGCAAUCCUCAGGUUUGCUAAUGACACAUCCAGUGACACCAGUUAGAUCUACUUCUGUUGACAUAGGUUUUAAUUUUGGUGCUAGAACUAUGGAACAAUCUAGACUUUUUGCAAAUAAUAUAUCUACUACUAUAGAAGAGAUCAGACCUUUUAUAGAACAAGUACGUAUUCAGCCUAGUGCUUCGUUAACUUCGUUAUUAAACAUUCAAAGAAUUCAAAAUCCAACGCAUACUGUUCCUAUUGCAUCAUCUGACAAUUAUGUGAUUAAUGUUGAAAAUCACCCAGAAGAUAGUACAAAUUCACGCGAGGUUUCAACGUAUGACAGUCAUCAUCAUCAGCAUCAAACAACAACAACAGAUAAUUUUUUAAACAAUAUUCGUGAGGCUGCAAACGAGGUUGUGGGUGAAAAUCAAAGUAAUAAUAGCAACAAUAUUGUCAACCAUAAUAAUAAUAACAAUAAUAAUAAUAAUGUAGAGGAAAAUAAUCCCGAAGGAUUACAAAUGAAUCCAGAAACACGCGCAUUAAUUGGAGUAUUUCAGAAAUAUAUUCCCUUUGUUUCUAUUCUUCUUACUAAAGGUCUUUAUGACAAUAGAGCUGGAAUAUUGAAUUUUAUAGUAUUACUUGUAACAUUUAAUCAUGCUAAUAAUGUUGUGAAACGUGAAAUCGCCAAACAACAUAAUAAGAGUUGGGUGUCACUUUUAGUUAUUACAUGUUAUAUUGUUGCAUGUAUAGUGUUUAUUAAUUUCGAAUAUGAAACACAUCUAUUUUCUCCAUAUACGCAACCACUUACAAUUUGGGAAUUGUUGUGGUCAGUGUUGGUAACGGAUUUUAUUUUAAAAUUGCUUACUGUCGUUUGUAAAGUGGUUUUAACAUGUAUUCCGUUAAAAUUGUUGGCACUGCGACAAAGGGGAAAGUGCUAUCUGAUGGUGGAAGCAACAUCUCAACUCUACAGAUGUAUUGCACCAAUUCAACCAUGGUUAUAUUAUUUGUUUGAAGCUUAUCAAGGUCCAGAAAAGAUUUUAGGCGUAUGUUUUGCUGCGUUGUAUGGAUUAAGCAAAAGAAAUGAUUUAUUAUCUCGCAUAAAAUUGUUCUACAUUGCUAUUUGGAACUUAUUUCAAAAUGCGAAUUUGGGUGUAUCUCCGUCGAAAGAACAGAUAGCAGCAUCUGGUGGUAUAUGUGCGAUUUGUCACGAGGAAUAUUCAGUGCCAAUAAAAUUAUAUUGUAAACAUAUUUUCUGUGAAGCAUGUGUUUUAACAUGGUUAGACAGGGAACGAUCAUGUCCACUAUGCCGUGCAGAAAUUACAGAUGAUCCUAUUUACCGAGACGGACACACAACUCAUUUUAUUCAGUUGUAUUGAUUCUGUGUAUAAUACAUAUAACUGUAUCUUUUCCACUGUUAAUUCACAAGGGCUUCAAUAAGCAUUUAAUUUACAUAAAAUAUUUUCUUUUGGUUUUGAUAAGAUUUUUAUCCUGAUAUGAAUUACUUAACUACAUAUAAUGUUAAUAUUCAUAACGAAAUAAUUUUUAU
Messenger RNA from Megachile rotundata (alfalfa leafcutting bee), 2099 nucleotides. RefSeq names its product ring finger protein, transmembrane 2 (gene Rnft2). Lineage: Eukaryota; Metazoa; Arthropoda; Insecta; Hymenoptera; Megachilidae. Gene Ontology annotation, molecular function: ubiquitin protein ligase activity. The record is from RefSeq and is a predicted model, not a curated record. Gene Ontology annotation, biological process: positive regulation of ERAD pathway.